UCCGCAUUGUUCUCGAGCCUGAUAGGUGUUACAGGUCAGACUGUACACAAACACACAAGCUCACAUGACUUCUGCUUCACCAUGCCUUCACCGAGUCGCUCAGGAUCACGGCAUAUAAUGGAGCCCUCUAACUUGCAGAAAGCCAUAGCGAUUGCCACCAAAGCCUCGCAGGAGGAUGAGGCCGGGAAUUACGAGGAGGCCGUCAAGUCCUACCACCACGCUGUGAAGUAUUUCCUGCACAUCAUAAAGCGUGAGCCUCAGGGGAAAGAAGGAAACCAGAGGAUCCGAGACAAGUGUUCCCAGUACCUGGACCGAGCUGAGAAGCUGCAGGAAUAUCUAGAUGAGAAACAGAAAGCUAUAGAUCUGGCCAGUAAGGCGGCGCAGGAGGACAAGGCGCAGAAUUACGAGGAGGCGCUGAGGCUGUACCAGCACGCCGUUCAGUACUUCCUGCAUGUCAUCAAAUAUGAAGCUCAGGGGGACAAAGCCAAACAGAGCAUCAGAGGCAAAUGUGCGGAGUACCUGGACCGAGCGGAGAAGCUGAAGGAGUACCUGAAGAAGAAGGAGAAAGCUCCCGCUAAACCAGUCAAGGAGUCACAGUCCGACGAGAAAGGAAACGACAGCGAUGACGGAGAAGAUCCAGAGAAGAAGAAAUUCCAGAACCAACUUUCAGGGGCCAUCGUCAUGGAGAAACCGAAUAUCCAGUGGAACGAUGUCGCUGGACUCGAAGGAGCCAAAGAGGCCCUGAAGGAAGCCGUUAUUCUGCCCAUUAAAUUCCCACACCUCUUCACAGGUAAGCGUACUCCGUGGAGGGGGAUCCUGCUCUUCGGUCCUCCUGGAACAGGAAAGUCGUACCUGGCCAAGGCUGUGGCCACUGAGGCCAACAACUCCACCUUCUUUUCCAUCUCCUCCUCAGACCUGGUGUCCAAGUGGCUGGGAGAAAGUGAGAAGCUGGUGAAGAACCUGUUCGAGCUGGCCCGAGAACACAGUCCAUCCAUCAUCUUCAUCGACGAGGUCGACUCUCUGUGCGGCUCCAGAAGUGAGAACGAGAGCGAGGCGGCUCGCAGGAUCAAGACCGAGUUCCUGGUGCAGAUGCAGGGUGUUGGGAAUGACAACAAGGGAAUCCUGGUGCUCGGAGCAACCAACAUCCCAUGGACACUCGACUCUGCCAUCAGGAGACGAUUUGAGAAGCGCAUCUACAUCCCCCUGCCAGAGGAACACGCCCGCUCCUUCAUGUUUAAGCUGCAUCUGGGCACCACGCCCAACAGCCUGAACGAGGCCGACUUCGUCACUCUGGGCAAGAAGACCGAGGGCUACUCGGGUGCCGACAUCAGCAUCAUAGUGCGCGACGCUCUGAUGCAGCCCGUCAGGAAAGUGCAAUGUGCCACACACUUCAAACGGGUACGAGGACCAUCCAGAGCCGACCCCAAUGUGAUCGUGGAUGACUUUCUAACCCCGUGCUCUCCAGGAGAUCCUCAGGCCAUUGAGAUGACGUGGUUGGAGGUUCCUGGAGAUAAACUCUUGGAGCCUGUGGUUAGCAUGGCGGACAUGUUGCGAUCGCUGGCCAGCACGAAGCCCACCGUGAACGAGCAGGACCUGGAGAAGCUGAAGAAAUUCACAGAGGAUUUCGGCCAGGAGGGUUGAGGAAGGAACUGAAGUGACGGGGUCCAGGAUUUCUAAAGUCUUCUCUUCCCUCUUUUCCUCUCUUUUUCUUCCUGGACUUCCUGUUGGACUGGCGAGUUGAAGGACAGCUUGGUAGAAGCCGAUCCGGAGCCUACAUGCACACGGAAUUACAUUUAUGAGUCUCAUUUUUCUAACAUUUAGUUAUUCUGGGUUUUUUAAAAAAAAAAUCAUUCUCGGUUUAUUUGGAUUCACUACGUCAACGCUGGUUCAGUCGUAAAGAUUUCGGACUUAUAUCGAGCACUAAUUUGCAUUGGGCUGAUGUUCAGAAUUUUCCCAUAAUGAUUAUCGGCAAACAUUAUAUCGCGGUUUACAAUAUUAUUAAAUGGCUUACAAGCACAUAGGACACUAUCUAGGUGGCACAAAAAAGGUAGUAACAAUGUCGUGCAUGCUGAAUAUCGCAGUACAUCACAUUUCUGAGUAUCGGCACAUGCCUCAAGUUGAGAAGUGAGUAGUGAUGAGCGUUAUUUGGAUUGUCAAUUUGUGGGCUGUGUUCCAUUUCUUACAUGAUGAAGCUUUCAAAUCUUGUUGUAGAUCCAAGUGCCGUUAGUUUACCGCAAACACGAUAUAAAACUUUAUUUAAAUAGCCAGUUUAACAAGAUGCAUCAAAAAUAUUUUGGAUCUCGGUAACUUUUUGCAUUUACCUUUGGCAAAUGCCCUUUUAGUCUAUGAUUGAAUGCCCUUUUUUGCGCCCUAGUCGACUUCGCCUUACAGCCCGAGAGUGUGCAACAUCAAUGUCACACAGUUAUCUCUAGCUACAUCAUGUAGCUGGUUUCCAUGGUGAUUUGUUCAGGCAAUUGCUAGCAAGAAGGAUGCAGUUGGUUUCUAUGGCUAUUUGUACUAGCAAGAGAAUGACUUACAGUUGGUUUCCGUGGUGAUUUGUACAGACUAGCGUUAGCAAAAAUGACAUGGUCCAUGGUGAUUUAAAUUUUUUUUUGUUUGUUUGGGUUAUCUCUAGCAAAAGAAUGACACAGUUGGUGUCUGUGGAGAUUUGUACAGGCUACCGCUAUACAGAAUGAGAGAUGGUUUCCGUGGUGACUUGUACAGGCUACCGCAAGCAAAAUUGAUGUAGCCAUCUGUAAUUCUGUAGCUGCAUAACUAAUGAUGCUAAUUGGCUAUUUUGUCCACAUUUUGAAAGAUAUUGAUCCUGUUAACACUUAGCAGCUUGGUCUGCCAUUUUGAAAAGGACGCUGCAUCAGACCAUCAUGAUCCUCAGGACUUCAAAGGGCUUAUCUGACGAAAGUAACACGAGCUGAUGAAAGUAAUGGAACCCAAGAUGGCGACUAAGGCAGCGGGGGUGUUAAUUCAGUUGUAAUACACUUGGGGUAUUUUUCUUUGAGCCAUCACCAUGCUAAGUGAGCUGUGCUAGCUAAUGAACAUGCUAAGUAUUCUAGCGGAAUGAAGUUGCAAAGGUGGCCCACCAUUUUGAUCUUGGCUAUAUUUUAAAAAAAUAUAUUUAAUUUCGUAAGAAUGCAACGCUUUGUAGGGCUUAUAACCAAACUGAACAGCGGCUUAAGAUGUCACGCAAGUGGAAAAUAUGAGAAGUCGACAAGGGCGCAUGAAACCUCAGAAUUGUUACAAUGUGUUGAUGGGUGUAGACCUUGUGGAGGUCACAUGACCGAGAAAACGGCAUAAGUUCAGUAAAUGUUUUGUUAUAUUACAGAAUUUGGUUAUCUUUAAUUAGUAUACAUCAAAUCAUAAAUAUAUUGUACCUUUACUUUCUUUCAAAUUGAACGUUAUUUCUGGCCAACAGUUAUGGGAUGUGACAGAAAGGCAUCUCAUGGUCUGUGACUUGUGGUCAUGUGACACCAAGCCAAUUUUUAUUUUAUUAUAUUCUUUGGACCAUCUUACUACAGCAAACUUGUGCCUUCAAUCCGUUUUUCUUUUACUUUACAUAAAAACAAACCAAAUUUUUGUGUACAUCAUAAAUGUUAAUAAACAUUUAUCGACGGCGCAAAAAAAUAAGAUUUGCACAUUCAUUCACAUUUAUUCUCCUUCCCUGUCUGUAUACAGCUACAGUCCUGUUCGCUUAUGGUGUUGGGUUUUCUAUAUAGCAAACUUUACAUGUUAUCCUUCAUAGCCUGUUUAUUUUUUGCUGUUGUUUAAACAUGACUGUUUAGAACAUUUCUGUUUCUGAACUCCAGGAGGUUUUGGUGUUGCUCAUUUACCUCUUAUCGUACACGUGUAAAUAAAAGCUGAGAUUGAAAAACUA
Ictalurus punctatus (channel catfish) is the source of this 3889-nucleotide messenger RNA. RefSeq names its product vacuolar protein sorting 4 homolog B (gene vps4b). The record is from RefSeq and is a predicted model, not a curated record. Gene Ontology annotation, molecular function: ATP binding; ATP hydrolysis activity. Lineage: Eukaryota; Metazoa; Chordata; Actinopteri; Siluriformes; Ictaluridae. Gene Ontology annotation, biological process: endosomal transport; vacuole organization. The transcript is spliced from 13 exons. The coding region runs from base 82 to 1641 and encodes 519 amino acids.